AUGAUGCCAAUCAAAUACACGGGUGAUUGUGAUGAUAAGGACUGUGGCAAGAAUGCCGCCGCCACAUUUGUUCGCGAUUAUUUCGACCAGAACCCGAUCAGUCAGUUGGGCAUCAUCGUUACAGCCGAUCGUCGAGCCGAACGAUUGACGGAGUUGUCUGGUAAUCCGCGGUGUCAUUUGUCUGCGCUGGAUGCCCUAUACUCACGCACUUGUUCCGGUGAGCCAAGUCUGCAAAAUGCCCUCCUGUUGGCCGAGUCUCGUUUGAAAUACACCCCACAUCACAGCGAAAUUAUCGUGCUCGUGGCCAAUCUGACCACCUGCGAUCCGGGUGAUAUUCAUCAAACCAUUCAAAGUUUGGCCAGCAAUCGGAUACGCUGUUCCGUAAUCUCACUGGCCGUGGAGGUAUUCAUCUAUCGUGUACUGGCCCAAUUGACUCAAGGUUCAUUCCAUGUGAUUCUGGACGAAUUACAUUUAAAAACUGUUCUGAAAGAUUUAGUUCCUCCACCAGUCGCCUCGGCAGAAACGGAUGCCACACUGAUACGUAUGGGUUUUCCGCACUCAGAGACAUUCGAUUUGGAUCGAUUUUCAACCAAACGAUGCAUUUGCCACUUGAAUACACUAAGCAGCGGGACAGAUACGGCACGAGGCAUCAGCACACAUCCGCAAUACGCCUGUCCUCGAUGUCGUGCAGCCUAUUGUGAAUUGCCAAUCGAGUGCACUGUUUGCGGUUUGACACUGGUCGCUGCUCCGCAUCUGGCUCGAGCCUAUCAUCAUUUGUUCCCGUUGGACAACUUCGAAACUGUUCAACCGAAUCAGUCAAGCGAUUCACAACACGAUGCAGCGAAUUCGAAAACAGCCAGUGCGGAAGAUACUUGGUGUACCGGUUGUGCUGUCCGACUUCCCAAAUCGCUUCCGGUGAGUUGCAUAGUACACUCAAUCUCCUGCUCUGCCGAACCGAUAACAGGUCGCAUGUUCUCACUCUUUAACGAACCCAAACCAAGUGUAUGGGUUGUAACCGUAACGUUGUACCGUAGGUCUUGA
Echinostoma caproni is the source of this 1041-nucleotide messenger RNA. Lineage: Eukaryota; Metazoa; Platyhelminthes; Trematoda; Plagiorchiida; Echinostomatidae. The record is from the annotation of a GenBank genome assembly.